Molecule: messenger RNA, 736 nt
Organism: Panicum hallii
Lineage: Eukaryota; Viridiplantae; Streptophyta; Magnoliopsida; Poales; Poaceae
Exons: 3
Coding region: 247-594 (115 amino acids)
Source: RefSeq, a predicted model, not a curated record
GAUACCAGCUGGAUUAGCAUUUCUUUUCUUUUCCUUUUUGCCUCGUCAGCCUAUAUAAUGUCCAGCUCGUCCUCUCCCUCUCCUCCAAACAAUCGCUCUGCGGCGCCCGUGCCUCUCGAAGAAGACAAGUCCAACACUGUUGCUGCGUGACCGCUGAAUUUGCUCCACAGCUUCAUCAGGGAAGACAGGGGUCAGGGAAGACAACUAGACAAGAACACCAGAGGGAGAGAAAGCGAGAGAUCAUCAAUGGAGAACACGAGAGAGCAGCGGGGCCAGGACGCGGCAGGCGCCAACGGCUGGAUGACGGUGCCGGCGUUCGGGGACUGGGACAUGAAGAACGGCGCGCUGCCGGACUACUCCAUGGACUUCUCCAAGAUCCGUGAGAUGCGCAAGCAGAACAAGAAGGAGCUCUCCCGCGCCAGCCUCGGCGGCGACGAGGACCUCUCCCAGGCCCAGCAGCAGCGCAACCAGGCGCAGGCCAAGGCAGAGCCCAAGCUCGGCCGACCCGCCGACGACCACCGCCGGCAUCUCCACGACUCAUCAACGGGAGGGAAGAAGUUUCUGAGCUACUUCCAGUGCUGUAUCAAGGCCUGAAGAGGAGGAAGUGCUGCCACUGCAUGUGUGAACAAUUAGGUCUCGGUUUUGUUAAAAAUCUAAAAAUGUGUAAUAUAUUUGUCCUGAUGGCUACUCUUUCGGUAUGUAUGAAGAACAAACCAGUUUUAUGGGGGUAACGGUA